GGGUGACUUCGGGACGAAGAAUACUGUGGCGACUCUUGACUGCGGUCGGCGUGGAUCUAACUUCAACUGCGUGUAGAACGGGAAAGUCUCGUAAGAACGGCCGCUCGCUACUGUAGCACAUUCCAAAUUGUGUUCUGCUCAUUCGCCUGCGCGAGGCAAGCGUGACUAGCAGGGAGUGCAGGAGGGUCACGACAGCCAGUGGCUGAACUUCUCAUUCUCGCCCUUGAGGCGCCUCAAAAAUAGACUCAUUCUCGCCCUCGAUUCCUCCCGCGAGCCAGCCGUCGCGCUUCCGUCUCGCCUCUACCAUCGCUCCUCCCCUCCCUGCUCCACUUAAUCCCCCACGCUCUCUGCCCUUGCACCCUCCGUCGCGUCCGCGUCACGAGCGCAGAACGUUCAUAGUACCGCCGCGUGGCCAUUGUCUCGACUCAAACAGACGGGCCCGUCUGCGUGGGAAGCGUUAGCGAUGUCAGCCUGCGACCAGCUGCUAGCCGCAGCAGUAAUGCUAGGGUAUCAAAGCCUGUGAUGAGAGUUACAGCCUGGGUUACAGUUCGGGUUACAGCUCGGGUUACAAGUCGGGUUACAGCUGGGGUUACAGUACGGGUGACAGCUCGGGGUGAGAUCCAUGGCGGUUCUCCCCUCCUGUCUGCUCUCCUCCGCGGCCCUCCCCUCUCGCCUGCUGCCCAGUAUCACCGAGAUUCAGGAGUCCUGUUUCGCGCUCGUCUAUAACGCGUACGGCCUGCGCCUCGACCAAUUCCACGUCGACAAUCUCACGCUCGUCUCCUGCUGGGUCCCCGCAUCUCGCGGCGACAAACCCGCCGCAUCUGGCGCCGCGAAUCCCGCCGCAGUUCCCGCUAAACCGCCUCUGCUGCUCCUGCACGGGUUCGGCGCGUCGUCGCUAAACCACUGGAUCAAUCAGCUCCCCGCGUUUUCCCGCCAUUUCGACCUCUAUAUUCCCGACCUCCUGUUCUUCCGCGGCUCGUUCUCCCGCAGCUCGCGGCGCGACGAGCGCUUCCAGGCGGAGGCGAUGAUGGCGCUGAUGGACCAGCUGCGCAUCGAACGGUGCGCGGUAGUGGGCGUGAGUUACGGCGGGAUUAUCGCUCACAAAAUGGCCACACUGUUUCCCGCACGAGUGACCAAGCUUGUCCUGGGUGGAGCGGGGCUCGUGCUAACCAAAGGGGAGGUGCAGGGGGUGCUGCGGCAGUGGCAUGCGGACACACCCACGGACCUCUUCCUGCCUGCCGAGCCUCGUGGCUUGCUCCGGCUGAUCAGGCUCGGCAACAACGAGGCGCCGUACCUCCCGGACUGGCUGCUGCAGGACGCCCUAGAGGUGCUGUUUGAGAACCGGGCGGAGAAGGCAGGGCUGCUGGAGGAUUCGCUGAAAGCAGCCGAGGCGAAUGCAGAGGACCCGGGGAGCAUUGCUGUGCCACACAUGGGAACCCUGCUUGUGUGGGGCGGCAGCGACCAGCUCUUCCCUCUCGCCAUCGCGCAUCGCAUGCAGCAACACUUUGGCUCGAGCUGUCGCCUGGAGGUGAUUGAGAAGGGUGCACAUGCCAUUCAGGUACACCAAGCCGCACGGUUCAACAUCGCGGUUCUCUCCUUCCUCUCCGAGGCUGGAUCAGAUUAGAUCGCCAGCAAGCCUGCAGCCCACCUCUCUUCUCUCAAGGCUCAACACCAUCCUCCUCCCCUCUCUCUCCAGAAAUGAUUCGGAUUUAUUCAUCCGCAGCCCACAUGUUCCUAAUUAAGGGCACAACGGUACCGCUUGAAACGCCGCUUCUGUAGGUUAAUCCGCCCCAAGCCAAGUCAACCCACAUCCAAAUACAUACGCCCAUCCCUACCUAACCCUAACCCCACCCCGAUAAUAAGUCAUCCCCAACCUAACUCUACCGAGCUCAGAAGUACACUGUUUUCUCCAGCAGCAGCAGCAGUAGCAGCACAACUAGCAGCAGCAGCGGCAGCACAACUAGCAGCGGCAGCGGCAGCACAACUAGCAGAGGUAGCGACAGCACCAACAGCACCGCCAACAGCAGCACGGGGGGCAGAAAGGCUUGGAGGAGCUCCAAACCACAAUGUGGUUUGCAGCAGUAGGGUGGUGGUUGCAUACAGGUUUACAAACAGUACCGUGAAUGUGUACAAGCCGCUUCCACACCUGCUCACACGUGCUCACGUGCGGUCUUUUGCAGGACACUGAGGACAUUGGCAGUUGAGCACCUAAUUUUCUUCCCCUCCGCUCCACUCCUUCCCUACUCCCCAAUUUUAUCUGCUGAUCUGCGAUUUUGUGUGCUACAUGGCCAUGAGUCAUGACCAGGGUCUCAGAUAUCAGACGAAAUCGGUCUGAUGGUCUGAAAAUCAGACCAGUUUUUUUUCCAUUCAUCUGAUUUUUUUACGGGCUAAAUUAAUUCGCCUAAUCUUCCAGAUAAGCCAUAAGAUUUCGUCUGAAAGUUCAGAGCAGGUGUAGAUUUCGUCUGAGAAUUCAGAUAGCACGUAUUUUUUCGUCUAAGAGUCCCCCCUGUCAGAAACCCAGUCACUAACCACUGAGUUAAAAGGGCUUGUUAAUAGCGGGUCAGUGCGUCCAUAGCCCCCCAGGCUCUGCACCUGUGGCCCUUCCCCGAGGAUCUUCUCAAGGGUAACCUUAGCGGGUCUCUCGACACUCCCCCUCGCUGGGACAGGCGGAGGAAACGAGCGCGUUUGCAGCACUAGCAAUGGGAAUUGAACCCGAGUCACCAACGCUUUGAUACCAUGUUAGAAACCCAGUCACUAACCAUUGAGUUUAAAUGGCUUGUUAAUAACGGGUCAGUGCGCCCAUAGCAGGGCUGACGUUUCAAAAAAUAGCACCCUGAGCUGUCGAAUGUGGAAAAAAAAUUACCCUGAGGGCC
This is a messenger RNA of Closterium sp. NIES-67, 2873 nucleotides long. The record is from the annotation of a GenBank genome assembly. NCBI's taxonomy places the organism in Eukaryota, Viridiplantae, Streptophyta, Zygnematophyceae, Desmidiales, Closteriaceae.